AUUCGACCCCGAUUGCUGUGUACCUAUUUUCUGCGGUUUUGCGCUUGGAUCACGACUCUUCCUGUCAGACCGAGGCUGUAAUUGUGAUUGCUUAUAUCCGUCAUAAUCAGACACGCCCAAGGAUACGCCUUGCCAGUACAGCAGCAAUGGAAAUGCAGCAAGACGACCAAUCGCGUCGAGUGCCCUCCAGUGGGAAGCUGGUCAAGAGACGGCCGGUAGGGGGCCAAUCUCCACGCCGCCAACAGUCAUCCAGCAGCUUCACGACAGAGUCCGUGGCACCCACAGCGUCAAUGGAGCGCAAGUCGCGUUUCCGGCUGUCAAAUCCUUUUUCUUUCAAGGACAGGGACAGGGAUAGAGACGAGGGUAAAGAGCGGCCAGGCGCCAACAUCAAUCCAACUCCACAGACGGCCCACGACUCGGCCUACGGGAGUGGGAGUCUUGGGGAUGGACACGACGGCAACAACGACAAUGGCCGCUCCGUAACCGAAACAAACAGCAGCGGCGCCCCGAGCACUACCCUGACGAGCCUCGAGUCCCAGCGCUGGAACUCGCAGCCUGGGAGCAAUGCCAACAACCACAGCAGUAGCAGCCAGAACAAUGACUACCUGCAGCCUCCGCCACAAACCCUCGUCACGCCGCCCACGCCUCCCGCGCAGCCCGUGACCCAGCCCUCAACGGGGGCCGAAGGCGGCGGGCCCGUGUCGCAGCAGACGUACCACGACGCGCGCACGGGCAACACGGUGACGACCACGACAACGACCACGACGACGACCACCACCACCACCGGCCCUAGCGGGUCCACCACGGUCCAGACCCCCACCCCGCGCGCGGCCGCGGCCGCCACCGGCCCCGAGGUUACAGCGCACGUCACCAGCACCACGGGGCCGGACCCUCCCGACCCCGCGCCGCCGGCCCCCACCUCCUCCUCCUCCUCGCAGCGGCAGGGGUCACCGCCGGUGCCGCAGAGGAACCAGAUCCGGAACAGGGUGGAGCUGUCGGCGUCGCCGGGCCACGAGCUGCAGAACCCGAUGGCGGUGUCGCCCGUGUCGCCGACGGCAUCGCCACCCGCGCUCGGCGGCGGCGCGCGGCAGGUGGCAGAUCCCUCGGAGGGCCAGGUCGACCCCCUCAGCCUGCCGCAAAAGUCCACGAUCGCGAACCUGAAGAGCGCCGCGAGCGGCAUCCACGGCGCGGCCGAAACCCUGCGCGGGACGCUUAACGACUCGGUCGACAAGCACUUUGGCGGCGGCGCCAAGGCCAGCCAGAACCAGGCCGUCAUCGAAGCCGGCCGGGCCGAGAUGGAGGCGGCGAAGCGGCGGUCGCUGCAGCAGAGGCAGCAGCUGUACCAGACGCAACAGCAGAUGCCGGCCACGCCGCCACCGGGAUCGCAGCAGCAGCAGCAGCAGCCACGGUCUCGGGGGCCCGUCGAGCCGGACGCGAACGAGGACUAUUAUCAUCCUGGAAUGGCGGCGGCGACAGCAGCCCAGAGCGGGGGAGGAGGGGCCGGUCGGCGCAAUUCGAGCGAGUUGGCGGCGGGCAGCGAUAGCCCCAGCAGCCUCAGCGGCAGCAGCUACACCGCGAGCGUCAACGGCACCACCGUCAGCGGCGGCGGCGGCACUUUUGCGGAAGGUAGCAGCAGUGGUGCUGGCCAUCAUGCCCCCGCCGCUCCGGGGCCGGCGCAGCAGUCGCACGGCAGCAAGAGCAAGGCUUUGGGGAACUUUGUCAGAAUGAUGAGCCAGGGGCCGAUGAAUCGUCAGAGGCGAGAGGGGAACCUGAGCGUUGUGGACGAGUAAUGAGACACAGGAAACAGGGACGGUCAGGAAGAGGAAUCGUGUGACUUUGGUUAGGGCGAAAGGCGUUCGUUAUAGGGGGGCUUCCACUGGGUGGCGUUUAUACGUUCUAUGUCUUUUCGUAAAGCACGUGUCAUCUGGCAAUCGGCGUCGUGGGUGAUUCUGCAGAUGUAGUGCCUACAUGAUUACAAGACCCGAG
Gaeumannomyces tritici R3-111a-1 is the source of this 1986-nucleotide messenger RNA. RefSeq lists its product as hypothetical. The coding region runs from base 147 to 1790 and encodes 547 amino acids. The transcript is spliced from 2 exons. The record is from RefSeq and is a predicted model, not a curated record. Lineage: Eukaryota; Fungi; Ascomycota; Sordariomycetes; Magnaporthales; Magnaporthaceae.